GAAGCAUCAACAAAGGCUAGUUGUUUCCCAGUCGUGGAAAGGUCGUCAAGUAGUAAUUGGUAGUAGAGGAAACGCUCGGUGGUCAUCCCAUGCGCCCACCACCAAACGCUCACCAGCUCUUCGUCUUCUUUCCCCAUUCGCGCUCUUCGGUCUUUGCGUUUUCCGCAGGUGGAGACAGGCAUGGAGGAGCUAAUGAAUUGCCCAAGGUCGGGGAGUCUGAUGGGGCAGCAGCAGCAGCAGCAGCAGCCAAGCCGGGGAGUCUGGGAGGAGGAUGUGGCUUUGGCGCUCGAAAGUGGAAGCCUUUGGGUGGAGGAGUUUGCAGUCGACGAGCUCCUCAACCUUGAGUUCAUGGAGGAGGAGAAGGAAGGAGGAGAGCAGGAGGGCGAGGUCAGAGACUUUGCAGAGCACAAGAAAGCAGAGGACUUGGACUCCAAUACCAGCUCGUGCUCUGCUUCCUCUGCCACUUCGUCUCCCUCCUUUGAGCCGGCGGUGGCUCUCACUGGAAUCGGUCUCCCGGCGCAUGACGCCGAGGAGUUGGAGUGGGUUUCUCGCAUCAUGGACGACUCGCUGUGGGCGCCUCAAAGCCAGCAAGACGACACCGCAACCCAAACAGAGGACCGGCCGGCCGAAGGUCCCUCUUUGGUGAGCCCAGCGGUCUGUCUCCUCUCCACUCAAGCCAUGGUUCCGGUCAAGGCCAAGCGGAGCAAGCGGUCACGGAGCGCCGCCCCCGUCGUCGCCUGGUCCUUGUCCGGGCCGCUCCUCUUCGUCGAAUCCUCUACCGAAUCCACCACCACCACCACGACCACCUCUUCCAGCUCCUCCUUCUCCUCCUCCGUCUCCUCUCGCUCGCCCCCUUCCAUCUCUUCCUGCCUCACGCACGACCACCCUUCCGCCGCCGGCGACCAGAGCUUCUUUCUCUGCGACAAGCAGAAGCCAAAGAAACGCGGCCGGAAACCCAAACCAGCCUCGUCAGCCGCCGCAGGCGAACGGCGGUGCGCCCACUGCGGAGCCCAGCGGACGCCGCAGUGGAGGGCCGGUCCCCUCGGCGCCAAGACCCUUUGCAACGCCUGCGGCGUCCGCUUCAAGUCCGGGCGCCUCCUCCCGGAGUACCGCCCGGCCUGCAGCCCCACCUUCGUCAACCACAUCCACUCCAACUGCCACCGCAAGGUCCUCGAGAUGCGCCAGAAGAAGGAGACAGGGCUGCCUUCCCCCGCCGCCGCGGCGUCGCCGGUGCCUUUUCUGUAGGUCCGGUCACCCCCCUGUAUGCCUACCUCUCUUGCAUCGGUUAUGUUUCUUGUAUUAGGUGGUGGUUUGUUUGGCUCUUUGGAUUUAGAGCAUAGCAUUUUUCUCCAAUUUCUACAGGUAGUGAGCCUAAGCAGUGCAAUAUUUCCAUGGCUUUUGUGAGCUUUCACUAAAAUUGUAGGGGGCAUCAAAAAUUUGUAAUCAUAUUCAUUUAAGAAUACAAUAUUAGGAAUAGAUAGGUAGGUAGAUGGACAUCAUCUCUUCAUCAUGUACUCUAUUUAUUUCUACUAGUGGAUUGAGAUGAAGAGUGCAAUUUAAUUUA
Musa acuminata AAA Group (dessert banana) is the source of this 1564-nucleotide messenger RNA. RefSeq names its product GATA transcription factor 6-like. The coding region runs from base 181 to 1245 and encodes 354 amino acids. NCBI's taxonomy places the organism in Eukaryota, Viridiplantae, Streptophyta, Magnoliopsida, Zingiberales, Musaceae. The record is from RefSeq and is a predicted model, not a curated record. The transcript is spliced from 3 exons. Gene Ontology annotation, molecular function: zinc ion binding; sequence-specific DNA binding. Gene Ontology annotation, cellular component: nucleus. Gene Ontology annotation, biological process: cell differentiation; regulation of DNA-templated transcription.